Messenger RNA from Gossypium arboreum, 822 nucleotides. Its product is annotated as protein yippee-like. NCBI's taxonomy places the organism in Eukaryota, Viridiplantae, Streptophyta, Magnoliopsida, Malvales, Malvaceae. Gene Ontology annotation, cellular component: ubiquitin ligase complex. Bases 221 to 610 code for a protein of 129 amino acids. The record is from RefSeq and is a predicted model, not a curated record. The transcript is spliced from 6 exons.
GAAGAUUAUAAAUUACGCUCAGCUCAACUAUCCAUAUUUUCUUUACCCUGGAAUCAUAUAAAUAAAAAUUGGGUUAACCGAUGCAGUAUUGGCUCCAAAUUUUAUCGCGAUUUUCAUUUAUAUUUUGCUCUCUGUGACUGCUGCCUGGGAAUUGGUAAAGGUUUAGUGGAAAGGUUGAUAGGUUUUUUUGAUAACGAAAGGGAGGGAAAAAAAAAGCAGAAUGGGGAGGUUGUUCGUAAUUACUCUUGAAGGAAGCGUUUAUAGCUGCAACCACUGCCAUACCCAUCUGGCUCUCCUCGACGACAUCAUUUCUAAGUCUUUCCACUGCAGGCAUGGAAAGGCUUAUCUCUUUGAUAAGGUUGUGAAUAUCACAGUGGGAGAGAAAGAAGAACGGAUGAUGAUGACUGGAUUGCACACUGUUGUUGAUAUAUUCUGUGUUGGGUGUGGCUCAAUUGUGGGAUGGAAAUAUGAGUCUGCACGUGAAAAGACUCAGAAGUACAAAGAGGGAAAGUUCAUUCUUGAGAGGUUUAAGGUGUUGGGUCCUGAUGGAAGCAACUAUUUGGUGAAUCACGAUGCUAUGGUUAGUGGAAGUGAUGCUGAUAAUGCUUGAGUACUUUGCAAUUAAGUUUUGGCAGUUUGCCAUUUGACCAAACGUCUUAAUUGUACAUCCUUUUAAACUCAUGCGAUCGUUGGCCCUCCAUGGCCUCUUAAUAUGGAAAUAUUUUCUGUUACUGGAACUUCCUUUGCAAUUGAUACUAGAAUGAUACCAUUCGUCAAAGUCCAUGUUGUUUGUCAUUGUUUCCUAAUGAAAUCUUUAUGCAA